Molecule: messenger RNA, 1029 nt
Organism: Prunus avium (sweet cherry)
Lineage: Eukaryota; Viridiplantae; Streptophyta; Magnoliopsida; Rosales; Rosaceae
Source: RefSeq, a predicted model, not a curated record
AUGGCUGGUAAAACUGUGAAGAAUGUUAUAAGCUUGAAUGCCUUGGUGGACAAGGGGAGCAACACAAUUAUCUUCAUAGAGUCUAAUAAUGAUUUUAUUGAUGUUCUCUUCAGUUUCUUGACAAUACCAAUGGGAAUUGUUAAGCGUGCCGGUAAACAUUCAGUACCGUUGGAAAUAGGUUGCAUGAGCAAUUUGUACGCCAGUGUUGCGAAUAUCGAUGUUCGGCAUUUCCAGACUGAAGCAUGUAAAGAGAUGUUGCUAUGUCCCCACAAUGGGGCUGAAUCUCAUUGCAAAAACCUCAAACUGAAAAUUGACAAUGAUGAGCCGACAAGGUACUUUCAUAUGAGGGAUACCUCUUUCAAAGGGUGCAUUUAUCAGUUGCACAAAUGUGUCAAAGAUCCUGAUGAGCAUCACCUGAAGUCAGAUUACCACAGGGAAAUUCCACUGAGUCCUAAGAUUUAUCCUAGGUUUUGCUACGAGAACCGUCUUUUAGGAAUUGAGGAUGGCCCGAGGGCCUCAUAUUAUUAUGCACAUUGGCCAGUGGAUGGAUGUUGGCGGGAUAUACUGGCUACUGAUAAAACACCCAUCGCUUUGAAUGCAGUGACACUUCCACUCAAAUUGAAGCAUGAUAAAAGUACUCAAGGGUAUUUGAAAGCAUCAACGGCGUUCAUGGUAACUGACAAGCUGAUCAUAAGGCCUGCAUCUCCCUUCUUUCGCUUUUCGAUUAUAAAUGAAUUGAAGGUACCUUUCACUGACAUAAAGGAGGAAACUGUUGAGGUUGGCGAGGAGGAGGCUUUCCGUCUUUUGGUGGCUACUUUUCUUAGCGACUUUGCUCUAACCGAUGAGAUAAGUGAGAGAUUCAAGAAGAUGAGGACAAAGCAAACAAUGCUACACACAAUGAGUCGUAAAGGCUAUGCUUGCCUCGAAGAUGAGAUGAGAAAAGCAAGUACAUCGCCUGAUAGCAUAACAAGAGGAGAUGUAUGGAUUCGCGAGCAUACAAGGAAAUCUGGUGGAUUUUUAAACGAAUAG